Messenger RNA from Saccostrea cuccullata (small rock oyster), 904 nucleotides. RefSeq lists its product as uncharacterized. The record is from RefSeq and is a predicted model, not a curated record. The transcript has 3 exons. Lineage: Eukaryota; Metazoa; Mollusca; Bivalvia; Ostreida; Ostreidae. The coding region runs from base 80 to 904 and encodes 274 amino acids.
UCAUUAUGGAACUGGAUUCAGAGUUGGGUCUUCCUACCUCUUUACAGCCUUCCAUGUAGUGGAGGAUGUCUUGGAGAAGAUGUGGAAAACCUUAUAUUGCAAUCUUAAUCCACAUGAAAGGGAAAAAGUAGGUUUAAAGGAAAUAACCAAGGGAGACAGUGUGACUAAACAUCUGCCUGAAACAGGACCAUGGUCUGUUUCCGAAAUGCUUAAGCCCUUGGAUAAAUCUAGAAGAGAACGCCUUAAUUACAUUGCAAAGAAGAUGUUUACUGAUGUUGUGUGUCUAUAUUUUGACUAUGUUGAUGAGGAGUCACAGCUGUCACCUAUUAAGGUAGCAUAUGACAUAACAUUUGUUGCACGGAGCCGUGAUCAUGAUUUUGUGAUCAUGGAACUCGCAAAAGACAGUCAUUGUCCAUUUCCAGAAAAGAUGUGGUUACAAAAGUAUUAUAUCCGCAACCAAAGCCAAAAAAUCAUUUUAGUAGGGCAUCCAAACGGGAAUGUUGCAAAGUGUGAUGAGUACAAGAUUAUCGAUGAGGAUGAUUUUAAAGAAUGGAAGUCAAACAACAUAACUCAUUUCAAGGAGCAAGAUUUUAAUGAUGACGUCAUAGACAGUAUGAGAGCCUUCAGUGCUCAGAAAAGAAAAUAUUUUUCCAUGCUACAUAUAACAUGGGAAAAGGCUGUUCUGGAGGGCCAAAUUAAUAGUAGUCUGAACCCAAAGGUUAUUGGUUUUUACCAAAGUGGGCUGCCUGUUGCUUUGUAUAAUAAUUACAGAUGCGAAGAUGCUGAGAAAAUCAAGGAAAAUAAGCCAGAUGCAUUCAUUGAAAUGGGAUUAUCAACGGAAGUUAUUGCAGAGGUUUUGAGUACUGAUGAAAAAUUCUCAUACCUAUUGGAAGAUAUUUUUUGA